UCGUGCUCUGGACCGGAGAUGACACUCCCCAUGUGCCCAAUGAGCAGCUCGGAGAAGAAAAGGUUCUGCACAUAAUAGCAAAUCUGACUUCUCUGAUAAAGGAGACAUUUCCAGGUACCAAGGUCUAUGCAGCGAUGGGCAAUCAUGACUUCCACCCCAAGAAUCAAUUUCCUGGGAAGAAGCACAGGAUCUACAACCAGACAGCGGAACUGUGGCGGCCCUGGCUGAGUGAUGCCUCCCUUCCUCUCUUUAGAACAGGAGCUUUCUACAGUGAAAAGCUGCCUGGCCCAGGGAUGAGGGGACGGAUUGUUGUCCUCAACACCAACCUGUACUAUGACCAGAAUGAUGAGACAGCUGGUGAGGAGGAUCCUGGGGGGCAGUUCCAGUGGCUGGAAGAAACCCUGACCAACGCCUCUAGAGCAAAUGAAAUGGUCUACAUUGUGGGGCACGUCCCUCCUGGCUUCUUUGAGAAGAAACGGGGCAAGCCCUGGUUCCGCAAGGGCUUUAACGAGCGCUACCUGGGAAUUGUGCAGAAGCACCACAGGGUGAUCGCUGCCCAGUUCUUUGGGCACCACCACACUGACAGCUUUCGCAUGUUCUACAGCGACACAGGUACUCCAAUCAAUGUCAUGUUCCUGGCCCCUGGAGUGACUCCCUGGAAAACAACAUUACCUGGAGUGAGCAAUGGAGCCAACAACCCUGCGAUUCGGAUGGUCCACUAUGAUCAGGACACCCUUCAGGUCUUGGAUAUGGUGACUUACUACUUGAACCUUACUCAUGCCAACAUGAUGGCCUUGCCACGGGAGGAAGAGUUCCCAGUGUGGGAAGAAGAGUACAGGCUGACAGAAGCCUUCCAGGUCCCUGAUGGCUCUGCAAGCUCCAUGCAGAAGGUGCUGGAGAGGAUCUCGAGGGACCCACACUAUUUGCAGCUGUACUAUGAGUUUAACUCUGCCAGAUAUGACCUGGAGCCGUGCAAGCAGGAAUGCCGUGUGGAUCACGUGUGUGCCAUCAGGGAAGUUGAUUUUAUAAAGUAUGAUGAGUGUGUGAAAACCAACAGCUCUGCCCUUGCUGCCAGCAGUGUUUGGCUUUUGGUUUUCUGCGUGUUCUUAGGAUUUCUCAGUCCUCAGCAAGUGCUAUGAUGGCCAAGAGCAGGAGAAAAGGAGGAGGGCAUGAGAUGACACUACCCUGCACAUGAAUUGGUGAUUUUGGCAUUGAGAACUUGCUUGGAAGCCAGGACAAAAUUGUCAGUGUUUACUAAAAGGCCUGUGAUGCUGAUUUGAAUUUUUCUAGAUAAGCUUGAUGUAUGAAGAGCAACGUUUUUGAGAGCCUUGUUGUGCCAAAGUGACUGCAACAAGGAGUGUCCCCCCUCUGCUGGGACUGCUGGGGCAGCCUCACAAAUCAGAUGAAGACCAGGCCUCCCUGUGGGCAUGAACUGGCAAGGGGUGAGGGUAGGGAGCUGCCACAGGUUCCAGAGGCUGUUGCCAGCAUUCCUCAUGUUGGCACACACUUUUGCAAGUUUGCACAGAGGAAGUCGUGUUGUGGUGGUUUUGCUCCACAGCAGCCUGUGGCUUAUGAGCAAAGCAAGGUGGGGUGGCAGUGUCUGGACUUGUGCAAACUUUGGUGUUUCAGUGCUGAAGAUGAAGUACAGAUGAUUUGUGCCUCACUGUUGAGCAUAAAUAGCUCUCCACUCUCUUCUGUGCUCUCUUCACUCAGCUCCACUGUGUUCCCUCCCUCAGCUGGGCUUGGCAGCAGUGAGAUCUGAGGUGGUGAUUUACAGCCUUGGGUUUGCCAGCUGUGCUGAGGCCCUGGAGGGAGCCAGUGCAGUGCUGGUAUUGGACUCCAGGUGUGGGUGGAGGGGGAGCAGGAUCAGUGCUCUGUGUGUGAAAGUGGCUCUGGGCUCUCCUGGGGCCCUGAUGGGGGGGAUGGAAGGGAGGAAGCUCUGUUCUGUGAUGUUGGAACGUCAGAUACCCCUUACUGCUUUACAGGUUCCAGGACCUUUGGGGAAGGGUUACUUAACAACUGCAACCCAAACCUGAAGGUGUUGAUCCUUACUCCAUGCUCUUACUUCACACUCCCUCCAGUAUUCCCUCUCCCACACCCAGCAGGUAAAGCCCAGAGCCACCACACAGCUCCUAUGUGUGAAGACCUGUACAGAAACAUUGCUGCCCCUUUAUCUACCACCGAUUGAGACUUUUGAGAGUAAAAAAUUUCAGAUGA
Molecule: messenger RNA, 2217 nt
Organism: Cyanistes caeruleus (blue tit)
Lineage: Eukaryota; Metazoa; Chordata; Aves; Passeriformes; Paridae
Gene: SMPDL3B
Product: sphingomyelin phosphodiesterase acid like 3B
Biological process (GO): sphingomyelin catabolic process
Molecular function (GO): sphingomyelin phosphodiesterase activity
Source: RefSeq, a predicted model, not a curated record